AUGGCCAUUUGCAUUAAAAACACAACGUUGCUGCAUGAUUCGCAUUGGCCCUGCACUGCUACUCUACUAGUUCACAACUACUCUUACGAUCGAGCGUGUUUCCACUUUGACCUCCUUGGCAAGUCCCCGGUGCAAGGAAAACGAGUGUUUUUGCUGGGUUUGUUAUCGCUGGCACUUUUAACCCCGGUGACACCCUUGAGAGGCCCAACCAAAUUCCGAUAG
Molecule: messenger RNA, 222 nt
Organism: Cordyceps militaris CM01
Lineage: Eukaryota; Fungi; Ascomycota; Sordariomycetes; Hypocreales; Cordycipitaceae
Exons: 2
Coding region: 1-222 (73 amino acids)
Source: RefSeq, a predicted model, not a curated record